Molecule: messenger RNA, 1740 nt
Organism: Daucus carota subsp. sativus
Lineage: Eukaryota; Viridiplantae; Streptophyta; Magnoliopsida; Apiales; Apiaceae
Exons: 2
Coding region: 1-1740 (579 amino acids)
Molecular function (GO): RNA-DNA hybrid ribonuclease activity; nucleic acid binding
Source: RefSeq, a predicted model, not a curated record
AUGGAGGGAGCCCAACUAUUAGGUUGCAAAGUUGGGCAGUGGCCAAUGACAUACCUGGGAGUUUCCAUAGGUAUCUCAAGCAAAAGGAAAGCCUAUUGGGAACCUCUGGUCAAACGUUUUCACAGCAAGCUUGCCUCAUGGAAAGCUGAUACUCUAAACCUAGUUGGGAGAUCAAUUAUAAUCAAAUCAGUUCUUGAUAGUCUCCCAACUUAUUGGCUUGGAUUGCAUAUGCUUCCGUCUAGGGUGUGUGACAGAAUUGAAAGGAUCAGAAGAGAUUUCCUAUGGGGUUCGUUUGCUGGUCAAGAAGAUUUUAAGCGGAAAAUGCACUCUGUUAGGUGGAGCAAGGUAUGUUCCUCAAAAGAUCAUGGUGGUUUGGGCUUGGUGCCAAUUAAAGUGAAGAAUUUGGCUUUGCUUGGUAAAUGGUCAUUUAGAUGGGAUAAGGAACGCCACAGAAGCUGGAACAUAUGGAUUAGAGACAAGUACAAGUGUCCCAAGCAUUCCAACUUGCAAGAAAGUUUGGUUGGGAAAAGGUCUUCAAACAGCUUGCAAGACAUGGUUUCAGCUGCAUGUCAUCCGCUUUCCAAAAGGAAAUUGGAUCGGGGAAAACUUGUCUGGAGAUUAGGGAAUGGUAUUCAGGUACUCUUCUGGGAAGAUAUCUGGCACGAGGACAUGGCACUAAUGGAUAGAUACAAAAAAUUAUAUAGCCUAUCCACGCUGCAAGGAAUUUCUGUUGCUCUUUUUCUCAACCAAUGGCAGUUGGUAACCUCAGUAGAGUCUCUAUGGACCAGGAGCUUAAGAGCUUGGGAGAUUGAGGAACUAAAUAGCCUGGUUUUAAUCAUCAAAGAUUUCUUGGCAAGGAGAGGAAUUAAUGUUCCAGGUAGUGGCAUCUGCAUAUGUUGUGGAAUUUUGGAAGAAUCAGCUCAUCAUCUGUUUUUUGAAUGUCAAGUAGCUAAGAAGCUAUGGCAACUAGUAUGCUUAUGGUGGCAUCUUGAUGUGGAUUUGUUAGAGGGCCUAAAUCUAUUUAAUCUAUGGGAUAGUGCAAAGUUGGUUCAAAAUAAAAAAGCGAAAGUUGCUUGGAAAAUAGUCAUCAGUGCAACUCUUUGGACAAUUUGGAUUUCUAGGAAUGAUGCAAUAUUUAACAGUAAUCACGUUAACAGAGGGAAAAUAUUUGCCACCCUCAAGGUGUUGGCCAGAGAGUGGUGCCUGAUCUCGAACAUCAUUUCAGAUUGCUCGACUUCUUGGUGGAGUCAUAAUCCGAUAGAAGCGAUCACCAAAACUGAAUCUGUUCAAAUGCAUGCAUUGUUUCAGGUUAACUGGGAUUUAAUAGCUUUCUUGGAUGGUUCUUGGAAGGUCAAGCAAGGCACAUCACUAGCAGGGAUAGGAGGCUACAUUCAAAAGAAAAAUGGGGAUGUUAUUUUAUCCUUUUCAGGGCCUUGCAAUGCGAGUAAUGCUCUUCAGGCUGAAUGGAGUGCGUUAUCUUUCCUCAUAACAAAUUUUGCAGAGUCAAGGUGGGCUGAAAAAUCAUUGUUGAUUUAUACAGACUGUAGCAAUUUAGUCCGUAAAUUUUUGGAGCUGUUUUCUGGUAAUGUGGAUGAUGCCCACAUUCCCCUGGCUGGGCUCAAUAAGUCCAUUAAGGUCUAUAUAAAACAUAUUUCCAGGGACCUCAAUUGCAGGGCUGAUGUGUUGGCAAAAACAGGAGCCCAGAAAACUCAGAUGGCCCGUCUUUGGGCCCAAAAAUAA